GUUCCAGAAAUGGGAUCCGUGGCGGCAUCCGCUACAGGACGGCCACUUAUAAGUCGGCGCCUCUUCUGCUGUAAUGAAUGUCAUCGAAAAUUCAAAAAUAAGGAAGAAUUGUUUCUCCAUGCCGAAGCUUGCAUAAUGGAGGCAUUCGAAAGUGAAGUGAUCGCAGCUUUCAAUGAUUCUCCUCUUCCUGCACUUCGAACAUCACACGUGAGCGACUUGGCAGCCAAUGCUCCAUCAAUCGCGAGUCCAAGCGCAGGAGGUAUAACUGUUAAGAGAUCAGAUGCUGUUGAACGAGAGGAAUUCGUGACCCUGAAAGUGGGCGAAGAACAGCCAAGAAGUGAUGAAACGGCUGAUAGAAAUUCUUUGCACACUUCGAGGGAGCCUCCCCAUCCUAGACCAAUCACUUACGGCAGUCGAAAUGAUGACAUAAGCCAUGCUCAAACCAUCGAAGGGCCAAAUGGUUUGAAACUCGUUGUCACUGUAGAGAAGCCUGAGGCAACUGACACUCCACCCACAUUGAAUCCAGAAGAAACAGUGAACACGGAAACUUUGGAAAGGGAAACCAACUCUUCAGAAUUAGAUAGUAUUUGGAGUGAUGGAGACGACGCACACUUCGACUCUCAAGGAACUUCUGAUAGAGAUCAGGUACCUGGCACUUCUUUCAAUCCCAUCAAGAAACCUCAAGUGAUUGGGGCUCUUGCAAAUGCGAACGAUGAUCCUUACAAGCCAAAAAUGGAAUGUCCUACAUGUGGAUUGGUCCUGUAUCGGCAUAAUUUUUCCACGCAUUAUAGAAUCCAUACUGGAGAGCUACCUUUUUACUGCGAAUUUUGCCCCAAACGAUUUAGAACUACAUCUUCGCUGAAAGUUCAUGUCAGGGCCCACACAGGAGAAAAGCCAUACAUCUGUCCCUUGUGUGGAUAUUCAACCAUCACCAAACGUAAUUUAGACCGACACAUAGAGAAUCACCACGUGAGGCUGGGAGGCUCGCGAGGUCCAGCAACUAGGAAAAGCAGAUAUCGAGAAAAUGUUGAGACUGAAUGGUUGGAAGACAUGAGGUCGCAUACAGAACCCCAUUAUGAGCAGAAUCAUGGAAAUAUUGAGGAGCACGAUAAUUGGGAUCAACGACCUCAAAUCGAACUCGUCCACGAAACCAAUCCAUCAUAAUAAUAAUGAUAGGCGUAAUGAUAGGCAACUAUUGUAUGUAUCUCUUAUAAGCUAUAAUAGCGUCAUUAUGUGUAUGUAAUAAAUAAACGAAUGACUGUUU
Messenger RNA from Cylicocyclus nassatus, 1264 nucleotides. The record is from the annotation of a GenBank genome assembly. NCBI's taxonomy places the organism in Eukaryota, Metazoa, Nematoda, Chromadorea, Rhabditida, Strongylidae.